This is a messenger RNA of Syngnathus acus (greater pipefish), 1404 nucleotides long. RefSeq lists its product as uncharacterized. The coding region runs from base 71 to 1072 and encodes 333 amino acids. Lineage: Eukaryota; Metazoa; Chordata; Actinopteri; Syngnathiformes; Syngnathidae. The transcript has 20 exons. The record is from RefSeq and is a predicted model, not a curated record.
ACACACACACAGGCCCCGCCCCCUGGGUAUAAAAUUGUGAAGCGGCUCGCUAGUGCAGAGCAACAUCAUCAUGUCGCCUUGGAACUUGAUCUUGACCUCCUUGUUGAUUGUCCUAGUAACGGCGGCGUGGACAGCUCCCGUGGAGGAGCGGGAGGAGGUGGAACCGAGCGAAGAGGCGGAUGGCGAGCAGUCCGAGGAGGACGAGGACGAUGACGACUCGACAAAGAAGGAGGGACCCGCAGGUGCCCACCAGAGUGCGACGUGGGGGGCUUCAGGUGUCAGACCGCAUCCCGACGUCAGCGGUGCUCAGGGAGCCCCGGUGGCCGCAGGAGAGUCGGGUGGACACGCGGACACUUCCACAGAUUCUGACGCCGUGGACACGCGUUUAAACGCCGACGGGGAGAAGCCGUUGAACGGCGUGGGCGGAGACAAGGACGUGACAGGGACGCUGACGUCACUUGAGGGAGCGGCUUUUCACCCGGAGUACGCAGAUGAAGAACGCUCGACUGAGUCGGACGUCACGGAGCGACAAGGCGAGCGCGCCUCUGACCGAUGGCUCGGUACGCCUGCCACUGAGCGCGCCCAUCGGGACGACUUGACCUCCUCCUCCUCCUCCUCCUCACAUCACGCAGGAAAUGGCCGACAGACUCGGCCGCUGGACCAAGACGGAGUGACGGCUCAGCCGGGCCAACCUUCAGUGGAGCUUCACACUCAGCAACUCAGUGAGCGGACCCGGCCGGCGGCGACCGCUCCCGUCCUCCUUUCCACUUUGCCGCAGGAGACGAGCCGUCCACAGGAGCACAGCACAGAAUCGUCCGUACUCGUGCGCACCGGGCCGGCAGGGGGCGCUUUCGCGGACACUUUGCCAUCAGGCACACUGGCGUGGCGCACUGAAGCCGUUACCAUGGCAACGCACUCGCUCUUUUCAGAGCCAACAGGAACAUCCCUGGACUCCAGUGGUGGGCGAGUGUCUGAAGACCCCCACAAGGCUGGUUCCGUCACUGAACAGUACGACGCUUGGGGUCAAGGUCCUGAAGCUGCGGAGAACGUGGAACUGGAGGAAACCUGCUGACUUCCAAUGCAAGCCUCAAGUUCACUUUUCCCGCCGCCGCCUCCAGUGUGCCGACCUAUGGGAACGCCCCUUCGGCCGUGUUUAGGUCCCGCCCACCCACAGGCAGGGGAACCUUUGAAAAUGUUUAAUAAGAUUUGUACACCGUGAUCAAUUUUAGAAGCAGGUGAACUUGACAUUAAAAUGUCUUUUAAUGACUUUGCAAAAAGUGUUUUGGUGUCCUUUGAACAGCAGUUUUACAUCCCAUUCUGAAAUCACCACCAUCCUUUACCAUCAGUCAAAACAUGAGAAAGUUAGGCCCUAAGGAUGAAACGGUUGAGUUGUACAAUCACAAA